Molecule: messenger RNA, 1515 nt
Organism: Physeter macrocephalus (sperm whale)
Lineage: Eukaryota; Metazoa; Chordata; Mammalia; Artiodactyla; Physeteridae
Gene: ENPP7
Product: ectonucleotide pyrophosphatase/phosphodiesterase 7
Exons: 5
Coding region: 1-1515 (504 amino acids)
Source: RefSeq, a predicted model, not a curated record
AUGGGAGGCCCGGCUGUCCUCCUCGCCGUGGCUCUGGCCACCCUCCCGGUUCCAGCGUCAGGGGCACCCAUCCACAGGCAGGGGUCCCGGAACAAGCUGCUCCUGGUGAGCUUCGAUGGUUUCCGCUGGAACUAUGACCAGGACGUGGACACCCCCAACCUGGACGCCAUGGCGCUCGAUGGGGUGAAGGCUCGCUACAUGACUCCGGCCUUUGUCACCAUGACCAGCCCCUGUCACUUCACCCUGGUCACCGGCAAAUACAUCGAGAACCACGGGGUGGUUCACAACAUGUUCUACAGCACGAGCAGCAAGGUGAAGCUGCCCUACCACGCCACACUGGGCAUCGAGAGGUGGUGGGACAACGGCAGCCUGCCCAUCUGGAUCACGGCCCAAAGGCAGGGCCUGAAGACCGGCUCCUUCUUCUACCCGGGCGGGAAUGUCACCUACCAAGGCGAGGCCGUGACGCUGAGCCGGAAGGAAGGCGUCCUACACAACUACAAGGACGAGGGGGAAUGGAGGGCCAACAUCGACACUGUGAUGAAGUGGUUCACAGAAGAGGGCCUGGACCUGGUCACCCUCUACUUUGGGGAGCCAGACUCCACGGGCCACAAGUAUGGCCCCGAGUCCCAGGAGAGGAAGGAGAUGGUAAUGCAGGUGGACAGGACCGUGGGCUACCUCCGGGACAGCAUCAGGAACAGCAGCCUGGAGAGCAGCCUCAACCUGAUCAUCGUGUCCGACCACGGCAUGGGCACCGUCAACAAGAAAGCCAGCGACCUGGUGGAGUUCCACAAGAUCGCCAACUUCACCUUCAAGGACAUCGAGUUCGAGCUCCUAGACUACGGACCAAACGGGAUGCUGCUCCCCAAGGAAGGCAGGCUGGAGAAGGUAUACGAGGUCCUCAAGGACGCCCACCCCAGGCUCCACGUCUACAAGAAGGAGCUCUUCCCCAAGUCCUUCCACUACGCCAGCCACCCCAGGAUCACCCCCCUGCUUAUGUACAGUGACAUCGGCUAUGUCAUCCAUGGGAGACUGAACGUGCAGUUCAACAACGGGGAGCACGGCUUCGACAACAACGUCAUGGAGAUGAAGACCAUCUUCCGGGCCGUGGGCCCCAGCUUCAAGAGGGGCCUGGAGGUGGAGCCCUUUGAGAGCAUCCACGUGUACGAGCUCAUGUGCAAACUGCUGGGCAUCGUGCCCGAGGCCAAUGACGGGCUGCUCAGCACCCUGCUGCCCACGCUCCAGGAGGCCAGCACCUCGCUGACCACGACCCCCUCAGGUGCACCCCUACCCUCCACCUGCACCCACUGCGCCCCCAGGCAGCUGCAGCUGGCUCCAGGCUGCCUGGGACGCCCGGGCACCGAGCCCGUGGGUCCUCGCCGCCCGGGCCACACGCAGCUCCCGCUUCUCGAGACCCGGCCUGGGACCUCCGCCAGGCCUGGCGCCGAGGAGGUCGGAGAAAUGGGGCGCGGGAUCUCAGCUGACGGCACCAUGGGCCAGGCCUCGGGAGACAGCUGA